This is a messenger RNA of Colias croceus (clouded yellow), 1031 nucleotides long. RefSeq lists its product as uncharacterized. Bases 1 to 942 code for a protein of 313 amino acids. The transcript has 6 exons. NCBI's taxonomy places the organism in Eukaryota, Metazoa, Arthropoda, Insecta, Lepidoptera, Pieridae. The record is from RefSeq and is a predicted model, not a curated record.
AUGUCACAAGCUCCCAACGCUAACGAAGCUGCCUCUGACGGGAUGUAUCAUUGGAAAUUCGCGGAAUAUGUGACAGGCUUCCGUGUUCCGACACACGUUAUUUUCAUUUCCAAAUUUCCGCACGGAAAUGUGAUAGCCACUGCUCACAAUAUAACGCACCUGGAGGUCCCGCAGUAUGGCGAUCCUCGAAGGGACGCGUACCUCGCCUGCCACUAUGUGAAGGAGCGAGGGGACCCCGACUUGCACUCCGUAAAGUGGUAUAGAGAUAACAACGAAAUAUUUCGCUUUACGCCUGGACAGCAGCCUUCAACCAGGACAUUCAACACGACAGCUGGUGGAGUCACCCGUGGUACCUGUGAUGAGAACAAAUGCUCUAUAAGUGUUCCUGUACCAAAGCGGUACAAUACCAGGAUAUCGUUUACCUGCGAGGUCUCCACUGAAGGCCCGAGGUUCGCGGUUGUCAAUCAGACGAAGUAUCUAACUGUAGCUGUGACGUUGAAGCAAGAUCCUGUGAUCAUGGGGCUACCUGGCAGCGUUCAAGUAGGAGAGGAUGUUCUGCUAAAUUGCUCAACUGUACCAGCAAUGCCGCCUGCGAAUAUCAUGUGGUAUAUCGAUGGACGGCCUGAAAAAACAGAACAAUGGAUGCACGACCACACUGAAGUAUCAACAGCAGAUGACUACGGUCUACGCUCUAGCUGGCGACCACUACGGUUUCGGGUCACCACCGCUAGAGGUGCGAUAGGGCUCACGUGUGAGGCCACACAGCCAACCCGACCGAGCUUUACUAGAGCCACUAAUGUGACGUUGGUAGUGGCUAGGUCGCCGCAUCUAUCGAUGUUCACUGCGUCAGGUUCGAGUAUCACCACCACAGCAGUAUCAGCGAUAGCCCUGAGUAUCAUAGAACAUAUAUUUUCUAAAUACAGUGCCUUGAGAGAGAUAUAGUCGAAGCGAUAGGGUGUGUCGGUAUUGUAAAAAGUUAGCUUAGGUAGAAUAUUCCAUCCGCUUGUGCAUAUCGAUUAUUUAAUAUUAUU